AUGGGAACUUCAGCAAGAAUUGUAAUACAGCAGUGUCUUGCUGCUACUUUACGUCUUAACCCAGAGUCAGAAGUCAGUGAAGCUGAGUAUGCGAAGAUUAAACAGGGAAUGGUUGUAUUUGUGUGUUUCCUCAAAGGUGCCAAUAGAGAACUAGUAGAAAAGAUGGUCAAACAAGUUCUUGGUAUCAAGCUGUGUGAAGGAAAAGAUGGAAAACUAACCUCUAUCACAGACCUUCCAGGAGAUUUACUAAUCAUCCCUCAAGCUUGUCUUGGUGGUAAACUGAAAGGAAAGUCUGUCCAGUACCACUCUAUCAUAAAUAAGACUGAUGGCAGUGACCUCUAUAGGACUUUUGUUGAACUAUGCACAGACUCUUUUCAACAGACCAGUGCCAUGCAGGAGGCAGGGUGUGUAGUAAAAAGUGGAGUGUAUGGAAAUAGACAGGUGCUAAAUAUGGAAACUAAUGGACCUUUUACACAUAUUGUUGACUUUUAAAUAAAACUUCAGUUAUGAGUUAUUUUUGUUUUUAAUAUUUUCUCUUUCAUAUAUUAUAUGCAAAGAAUAUUGUCCUACCAAGUAAUACAAUGUACUUAAUAAAAGUUAUUGUCAUCAUGAAUCAAACACAACCAGUGUGAUGUAAAGGUCUGUGUUUGCGGAAUGUUGCAACCUUCAUCUGAUGACGUCUGGGUUUAUAAUACAACACCUGGAAUACUUGUCUUCAUAAUCAGACAUUUUUUAUAACUUUACAUGCAGGCCGUGUAAAAGCGUUUGUUGUCACAGACAACUAGGACAAGGAGACAUGGAUUCCAUUUGUUAGUAUUUGGACUUGUUCUGUUGGUUUUUCUCUUACCCAGGGGCAGAUCCAGAGAUAUUUUCUGACAGUCUUCCAAAUUAUCUUUGUUGAUCUAUCCUCCAUUUUUGACAGUCUUCCAACAGAAAUAAAUUGGAUACCUGUCAAUGUAAAUCAAUCUGCCCAUGUUACCUGUGGCCACAUAGGAGUCACCCUGUUAAAGGUGGCAGAUAUUGUAUCCAGUGGUGUUGAGGAAGACAUUACCAGGGGCGGAUUGAGGCUGUCUUCUGGGUCUUCUGGAAGACGGUCAGAAUUUCAAGUUUACA
Messenger RNA from Lingula anatina, 1113 nucleotides. RefSeq names its product D-aminoacyl-tRNA deacylase 2. Gene Ontology annotation, biological process: tRNA metabolic process. Gene Ontology annotation, cellular component: cytoplasm. Gene Ontology annotation, molecular function: D-tyrosyl-tRNA(Tyr) deacylase activity. NCBI's taxonomy places the organism in Eukaryota, Metazoa, Brachiopoda, Lingulata, Lingulida, Lingulidae. The record is from RefSeq and is a predicted model, not a curated record.